AAUAGGUCGCCAAGUAUGUCUUUCAAACGAGAAGGGGAUGAUCAAAGCCAGCUUAAUAUACUGAAGAAACGACGUGUUUCAGAUCUUCUGUCAAACUUUAUCCCAGAUGAUGAAGCUACUCUGAUGAAAAACGGAAGAUACAGUUGUCUUGUGUGUUCUCACCGUCCCGUGUUUGAUACUGUUGAUAUGCUCGUGGUGCACAGGAAGGGGAAACGACACCUUGAAGGAAUGAAAUAUUUUUAUGGCAAAAAAAAUCAGCUGCGACGCGAAAUUGACAAAAGAAGGCAUCAAGAAUAUGUCAAAGCAGAAGAUGAUCGACAGGAACCCUCCAGUUCAGCUCCUCUGCUGACCCAAACACGCAAAAUUACCCAUCAUGCCUUACUCAGAACUGUUCCUUACAGUAGCUGCCACAAAAAAGCAAGUGAACGAUCAGAGUCUUUAAGCAAAGAGCAAAGAAACGAUUUAGCCAACUCUCAUCCGUCCAUGAGGACAGAAAGUAAUGACUCCAUAACAACAGUGCAUCAGGGUCCGAGUGAAGUUAAAGGUGAAGCAAAGAAGAAAAAGGGAUCCAGCACUGUGAGCUCCAGUGUUUGUGAACCUUUAACAGAGCAGAGACGCAGAGAACUGGACCACUAUCUCAAACUAAAGAGUUCAGGGUGGCUGCAGGACCGGAGUGGUAAAUGGGUUAAAGAUGAGAAUGUGGAGUUUGACUCUGAUGAAGAAGAACCGACUCUGUUGCCUCCUUGCAGUGAAUCUUCAUAGCGGACUCUACUGAAAACAACUCUAUACUGUUCAGGAAAAAGACUUCAGGCUACAUUUGAACUGCUCUGCAUGCAGGAUGACAUUUCAGUAGUCACAGUAUAUCACAUGACAUCUACAAGCGACCCACUUUUUAUAUAAUAAGGCUAAAACCUCCAGACGUUCUUUUUGGAAAAGAGUUUGCAUUGUUUGUAAUUAUAUUAGUACUGUGUACUUGCCGUUAUUCCACAAAAUACAUUUUUAGAUGAAAUAAGCUUUCAACCUUGUAUCUGAUGUGGUGUUUUUACAACUAUCAUAAUCAGUUUGCAUUCAGUAUCUGAAAUGUUUGUCGCAGGAUUGAAAAUCUGUUCCAAAUCGAGAACAGAAUGUGGAACGGCUGCUUCGUUCUGCGGUUCCUUUGCCAAAACGCCAUCAGAGAGAGAUCUUGGCUUUCUGCAGUAUAGACCUGUGAAGUUUUAGUCGGCCUCAGAAAUAAAUAAAAAAAACAGCCAACUUUUCCUGACUGUGGUCCCUUUAUAUAAACUUGAAGAAAACGCAGCCUGUAAACAUUUGAAAAGUGCAGUAAUGCGUGUUUGUUAAUUGGCGAUGUUUGAGAGUCUGCGUAGGUUAGCAGCUGUUCAGAAGGAGAGCAUAAAUCUCUGGUAUAUUUGGAGCUUUGUAACUCAAAGCCAUGCGACUGGGUUUCAUGACUGAGUGGUUUGGGUUUAUAAAUAGGUUAGCGAAGGAGAGCAGGAAGCAGGGCUGCGGGAUAUUGAACGGUUACAUUUGUUUUUGUGCCUCUGGGUUUGGGUCAUCAUUAAUUAAAAGGUUAAUGGUGUAGUCUAAAGUUA
Molecule: messenger RNA, 1589 nt
Organism: Danio aesculapii
Lineage: Eukaryota; Metazoa; Chordata; Actinopteri; Cypriniformes; Danionidae
Product: sodium channel modifier 1-like
Biological process (GO): RNA splicing
Cellular component (GO): nucleus
Source: RefSeq, a predicted model, not a curated record